AUGCACUUCCACCAGGACGCCCUCAACGCGCUGGCGUACGGCCGAAAGCGUUGGUUGAUGUUGCCGCCCCCGCGCGCGGUCUACUCCAAGAGGCACCCCCUGGAGCUCCUGGAUGACGAGCGCUACCUUGCCGGGGGCGAUCUGGAGACUUGGGAGUGCAUGCAAGAGGCAGGGGAUAUCAUGUACGUGCCGAACCACUGGGCACAUGCCACCAUCAACAUCGAGGAGUUCCAUUGGAGUGGCGUACGAGUUUGGCAUCAACGGCAAGACGAUGCACAGCUUCGACGUGAAAUGAUCCAGCGCGGGCCGCCGGAGAAGGGCAGGCACGCGAGCGAGAUGGCCUUCCCUCGCCGCCGCCUCUGCGUCCUCACCGCAGGGCUGGGCUCGAAUUUGCCGCGCGCCCGAGCCAGCCAACGCGGGACGUAG
This is a messenger RNA of Prorocentrum cordatum, 426 nucleotides long. The record is from the annotation of a GenBank genome assembly. NCBI's taxonomy places the organism in Eukaryota, Dinophyceae, Prorocentrales, Prorocentraceae.